GUAUGUAGUGUUUCAAUUUCAAAGUAGCUAGCCUAAGGCUUAAGAAAAACAGAACUAGUUUCUUUUGAUUUUAUCAUUUUGUUUACCACACAGAGGACAAGAUGUUAGCGGAGAACAUCCCUAUUGCAUCCAGUCCUGUUCCCAUAGCGACCGUCAACUUGGUUCAAAACACAAUGGAAGUGAUGACACCGGCUCAACCAGAGCCCGAACUUCUCACCUGGAAAACACGACACCAGGAAGAGCAGGAGGAUCUGUACAAGCCCCCCUGGGUUCCCUCCAGGUCGCCGUGGGUUACCAUCGCUCUCGCCUUCUACGAGAUUACAGAGAUGGUCGUCAUGGCAAAGACACAUCCACCUGUUGAGGUCCAGCCCCUUCAGAUGAGGUCCCAGCAGACUCAAGAAGAGGAACAAUCACCUCCGACAACACAAUCCAGCAGGAAAGCCAUCCCAAUGGGUUCCAGUCCCAGGGGGGUCCUGUGCCCCUAGGGGCCACUGCACAGCUGUAAUUCCCAACAGGGGACCCAUCGCCUGUAUUAUCAAGCAACUGAAAACCCUCCAUGAAUGUCACAAAACUGACCCAUGAACUCAAGGGUGACUUUCAUAUUAUGACAUCAUUUGUAUUCUCAUUUUGAAAUGGAACUACAUGGACACAAAAUAGGAAGAUACUUUGCUGUGCAAGUGACCUUUGUAUGGAUUUUUAAAUUAUGUUUAGGAAUGUUGCACAACCUUCGAAAAAGCCUGUCCGAUUUAAACAAAAGUGUGCCUGUUUGUGCCUGUCGCUGGUAGAGGGCAACACUGUCCGGGCACUGUGCCAGAGGUUUGUGAGGCUUCUUAUGAUUGUGUGUAUGUUUGGCCUUUAUUUCUCUUGUGAAACACUAUAAAUUAAUAUAAAAGGCUUUUAUUGGGUUAUUUGUUUAAGUUACAUCUGAUUCAAAUUCUGGGUCUAAAAACCUGAUUAAAAGAAUUUGCAAAUAACUAGAUUUUUACAUUUUCUGAAGAAAGUUCCUAUCUACUUGAAUUGUGAAAUACUGAAUUCU
This is a messenger RNA of Xyrauchen texanus (razorback sucker), 1036 nucleotides long. Its product is annotated as major facilitator superfamily domain-containing protein 6-A-like. The coding region runs from base 102 to 485 and encodes 127 amino acids. The transcript has 2 exons. The record is from RefSeq and is a predicted model, not a curated record. NCBI's taxonomy places the organism in Eukaryota, Metazoa, Chordata, Actinopteri, Cypriniformes, Catostomidae.